Molecule: messenger RNA, 8106 nt
Organism: Alligator mississippiensis (American alligator)
Lineage: Eukaryota; Metazoa; Chordata; Crocodylia; Alligatoridae
Gene: TSHR
Product: thyroid stimulating hormone receptor
Exons: 10
Coding region: 64-2355 (763 amino acids)
Biological process (GO): G protein-coupled receptor signaling pathway
Cellular component (GO): membrane
Molecular function (GO): thyroid-stimulating hormone receptor activity
Source: RefSeq, a predicted model, not a curated record
UGGCUGCAGUGUCCGCUGUCUGGCGCGCCGAGGGGCACGAGAGCCGGGCCGGGGGCUGCGGAGAUGCGCGGGCUGCCGGCGGCCUUGGGCGCGUUGCUGGCGAUGGGGCUGUGCGGCCUGGGCACGGAGCGCUGCCCCCCCGCCGCGUGCGAGUGCUCGGACUGGGACCGCCACAAGGUCACCUGCAAGGAGACGCGCUCCAUGCCCAGCCUCCCGCGGGACACCCAGACCCUGAGACUUAUGGAGACUCAUCUAAGAACAAUUCCAAGUGAAGCAUUUUCCGAUCUCCCCAAUAUCUCCAGAAUCUAUAUCUCCAUAGAUGCAACACUUCACAGGUUGGAGGCCCAUUCCUUCUACAGUUUAAGUAAAGUCACUCAUAUUGAAAUUCGAAAUGUUAGAAACCUAAGUUACAUAGAUCCAGAUGCCUUUAAGAACCUCCCACUGUUAAAAUACCUUGGGAUUUUCAACACUGGACUCAGAGUAUUUCCUGACCUCACCAAAAUCUAUUCAUCCGAUGUGAACUUUUUACUUGAAAUUGCAGAUAAUCCUUUUCUGACUUCAGUGCCUGCAAAUGCUUUCCAUGGGCUGUGCAAUGAAUCCCUUACACUCAAACUCUACAAUAAUGGCUUCACUAGGGUCCAAGCCCAUGCUUUUAAUGGAACAAAGCUGGAUGCUGUCUACCUGCAUAAGAACAAAUACCUGAAAGUUAUUGAUGAAGAUGCAUUUUUGGGUGUGCACAGUGGACCAACCCUGCUUGACGUCUCCCAGACAGAUAUUGCUGCUCUUCCAACAAAAGGAUUGGAAAACCUUAAAGAACUCAUGGCAAAAUAUACAUGGACCUUAAAGAAACUACCCCCUGUGAAAACAUUUUCUCAACUAAUGCGAGCUUACUUGUCCUACCCAAGCCACUGCUGUGCUUUCAAGAACUGGAAGAAAACGAAAGGAGUUCCGGAAUACCUGAUGUGUAACCAGACCAGCAGUUAUAACGUCCGUAAAAGAAGAUCUGUAAGUGCCUUUAAUGGUCCUUUUUACCAAGACUAUGCAGAAGGAGAUACAGAGCACACUGAGGCAGUGUAUGACAAAAACUCCAAAUUCAGGGAUUUUUAUGGCAAUUCCCACUACUAUGUCUUUUUUGAAGAGCAGGGGGAUGGAGAUGUUGGAUUUGGCCAAGAAAUCAAGAACCCUCAAGAGGAAAAUGCCCAGGCAUUUGACAGCCACUAUGACUAUACUGUCUGUGGGGGCAAUGAAGAAAUAGUAUGCACCCCAGAGCCUGAUGAGUUUAAUCCCUGUGAAGACAUAAUGGGGUAUACAUUUCUAAGGAUUGUGGUUUGGUUUGUGAACCUCCUUGCCAUCCUGGGUAAUAUUUUUGUCCUGUUCAUCCUUCUCACCAGCCAUUACAAGUUGACUGUCCCACGUUUUUUGAUGUGCAACCUGGCCUUUGCAGAUUUCUGCAUGGGACUGUAUCUUCUUUUGAUUGCUUCUGUGGAUCUCUACAGUCGGUCAGAGUAUUACAACCAUGCCAUAGAGUGGCAGACAGGGCCUGGAUGCAAUACAGCUGGCUUUUUCACCGUCUUUGCCAGUGAGCUUUCUGUGUAUACCCUGACUGUAAUCACCCUGGAGCGCUGGUAUGCCAUCACUUUUGCCAUGCGUCCAGACAGGAAAAUUCGUCUCCGGUAUGCAUUGGUUGUCAUGCUGGGUGGUUGGCUCUCAUGCUUUAUUCUUGCUCUCUUGCCAAUGUUUGGAGUCAGCAGCUACACUAAAGUCAGUAUCUGCCUACCUAUGGAUAUUGGAACACCCUUGGCUGAAGCCUACGUUGUCUUUGUUUUGAUGUUGAACAUUAUUGCUUUUAUCAUCAUCUGUGCAUGCUACAUCAAAAUCUAUAUCACUGUGCGAAACCCUCACUACAAGUCAGGAGACAAAGACACAAAAAUUGCCAAAAGGAUGGCAGUGUUGAUUUUCACUGACUUCCUGUGCAUGGCACCUAUCUCAUUUUAUGCUUUAUCUGCCAUUAUGAACAAACCCUUGAUAACAGUUAGCAAUUCCAAGAUCCUGCUGGUGCUCUUCUACCCACUGAAUUCUUGUGCCAACCCCUUCCUCUAUGCUAUUUUCACCAAGGCUUUCCGAAGGGAUGUCUUCAUCCUACUUAGCAAGUUUGGCAUAUGUGAGCAUCAGGCUCAAAUCUACAGGGGUCAGACAGUCUCCAUCAAAAACAGCAGUGUUUUUUAUGGCCAGAGAGGCAGCCGAGGAACAGCUCAAGUUCUUACAAACAUCCACAACCCACAGGGUGGCUACCAUUUGGCAAUGGCAAUGCCAGAUCAAAUUGUUAUGGAAGACUGGAAGCUUACUGAAUUAUAACAUCUGGAAGCAUCACACCUGCAGUGAGGCUAGAUUCAUAACCAAGAUAAAAACAUUAAUAAGAUGCAGUUCUUUCCUAGCCGUGGUGGGUUUUGAGGUACCUCAGAAAAGAUUUAGGUUUUUCUUUUGAGUGUAUCAUUCACCUGAAUCUCCAGUCUUAAACCACUGUCAGCAUAAAACAAGGUCCAAAUUAUGGUGAUGAAAUUGGAAGCUAAUGUAAAAACUCCAUUUAUACUGCAGGGGGUGUCAAAGAUCCAGUCUGCAGAACCCCAUUGUCUGGACCCCAGUGCUGCCCCUUGGUCCAGAGUUGACUCACGCUGUAUGCAGUGCAUACCAGACUGGCCCAGAGUGCAAUGCCUGGCAUGUGUGCUGCACAUAAUGUCUGCCCUGGCUGAGCCAGGGCCCAUGCUGCAUGCCACAUCCAACCCAGCUAGUCUUGGACAUGUGCCACACCUGCCCCAGAUGGUCCAGAUCACAUGCAUGCAUGUGGCAUCUCCUCCAGCCAGUCCAGGAUCUGCAUUGCAUGCAGCACCCCCACCCUCCACAGCUGUUCUGGGCUGGGAACUGUAUGCACUGGUCAGAUCAAGCACUGCAUGCAGCAUGCAUUCUGGACUGGCCCUGUAUGGGCACCAUGUACAGUCCUGGACUGACUGGAGCUAAUACCGCAUAUGCUGGAUCUGGCAUGCAUUGGAGGGGUGGAUGGUUCUGUGAGUCCAGUCUGGCCAUGGAUCAUUCAUCCAGCCCUGCACCACCACCACUCAUCCAGCCCACAGGACCAGAUGAUGUUGAUACCCCUGGACAGGGCCAUCCCUAGGGGGGUGGUGAAUCAGGGCAACUGCCUCAGGCCCUGCAGUUUGGGGGGCCCUGUGGACAGUGCCGUACAGGCCUGACCACGGCCACCACACACCACCACUGCUGAGCAUCGCCAGUUCUGCUGCUAAGUUCUGCAGGCUCCAGCCGCUCACCACCCGCCUCCUCCAGGCCCCUUACAGGCUGAUAUGCCCUGGGACCCACACACCCCUAGGGACGGCUCUACCCCUGGGUUAUAUAAAAUAAGUGGAAAGGAAGACUCAGCAGAAACUUUGGGUAGGUUUUGUAAAUGUAUAAUUAUAGUGGAGUUAUGAUAGAAAAGCAAAAAUUAUGUUGUGAAUUUCUCAAAUUCCAGAUCAAACUGGCAUGUCUGGGAUCAGGUAUGUCACGGUCGGCAGGGCUAACCGGACCUUAUCGUGCAUCCAUAGGUGCAUCUCAAGUAGGUCCAAGGAGAUGAUCCUUCCCCUCUAUGCAACACUGGUCAGGCCACAGCUGGAGUACUGUGUCCAGUUCUGGGCACCCCACUUCAAGAGGGAUGUGGACAACAUUGAGAGGGUCCAGAGGAGGGCCCACCCGCAUGAUCCGGGGACAGCAGGGCAGAUCCUACAAUGACAGGCUAUGGCACCUGAACCUGUUCAGCCUUCACAAGAGAAGGGGGGACCUGGUGACUGUCUAUAAACUCACUAGGGGGAACCAGAAGGGGUUGGGGGAGACCUUGUUUCCCCUAGCGCCCCCCGGGAUAACAAGGAAUAAUGGCCACAAGUUGUUGGAGAGUAGGUUUAGAUUAGACAUCCAUAGGAAGUACUUCACAGUUAGGGCGGCUAGGAUCUGGAACCAACUUCCAAGGGAAGUGGUGCUGGCUCCUACCCUGGGGGUCUUUAAGAAUCGGCUUCAUGCCUACCUGGCUGGGGUCAUUUGAGCCCAGUUUUCCUCCUGCCCAGGCAGGGGGUCGGACUUGAAGAUCUACAAGGUCCCUUCCGACCCUACUUCUAUGAUUCUAUGAUUCUAUGAUGUCAGAAGGUUGAUUUGUCUUUCUAACUGCCAGCUUCCUGAACUCCUUUUGGGACCCAAAAGGCAAAUGGGGUUCUGUCUGCUUCUACCAUCAGCACCUGUAAUUGACACAGUGUAACUGGAACUUAGUUCAUAGUUUUGUUUAAGAUAUGGGAAGCAGAAUAGAACUGAGCUGGUUUUUCCGCCACUCAUGUUGCUGCUAUAGUGCAAAAAAACCCCCAAAGCAUCAAAGAAACACCCCCCAAAACAGUAAAGUUGUUGUCAUCAUCAUAUGUAUGUCAACUGGUAGCAGGUAUUUGAGCUUUUACCUUUAUCCUAAUGUGUUGAUCAAUAUGUCACUCAUUUUCAAGUAAGUCUGAUUUUUGGAUGGUGGGUUUAAAGGGAAAUUUGCUUCACUUUCUUCUGGAGAUGAAAUCUGUCCAAACCUGAUGGGUUCUGAUCCCUGGCUUAAAUAAUUUGCUUUAGUAGCUGGAAAAACUCAAAAUUCUGGUACAAGCUAAAAUUAAGCAUUUGCCCCCACAAUUCUUUAUUGGCCCUAUAUUUGGCCUCUGUUUGGUUAUCUGCAUAUACUUAAUUAUAUAAAUAAAUUUAAUCACAGUUAGUUGUUGCACAGUAACGCAUGUGUAGAUGCGACUCGGGAGCAAAUUUGCUCCCAAGUCUGCCCGGCUACUAGGGAGUCGCCCUGAGGCCAACCCUAGGUCUGCAGCCUAGGAGCUUCUCUUGCUUCAGGGCUGGGCUGCCUGUAUGUCAGCCCCUGCCUGAAGGCAAUAAAAGCACGGAGACAUCUUGUGCCCUGGAGCACACAGCACAUGCAGCCUGCAGGCACUCCAGGCCCUAUGUGUCCCCCUGGGCAGGCCACAGCCCUGCUAUGCCUGCCUGCCAACACCCCAGCACUGCUGCCUGGUGCUGCACUGCCUUGCAGCUGACAGGGCAGUGCAAUUAGGGCCACCUGUGUGCUGAAGGGUGCUCCAGGCUGCUGCAGCACCUACCCAGCCCUGUCAGCCCUGCAGGGCUGCUUUCUGGCAGCAGGGCCAGCACCACCUGCCUGCAGUAUGCCUCCAGCAUCCUGCCCUGCACCUGCAGGUGCUGCAGGGCAUAGACCCUGCUGUGCAGUUGACUGUCCCACACUGUGCUCCUGCGCUGGGUACUGCUGGCAGCUUCCCAGCACCGGCAACACAGACAACCCUACGGGGGCCCAGAAAGCUGGCACAGGGCCCAGCAAGGCUUCAUCCUCCCUGUCCAGACUGGGGAUCACAUGCAUGCGCAUGCCUGUGCCCUCCACCCAUGGCCCCAACUGAAGCCAGGUGGAGACUGGCUACCUCAUGGCAUUCUGGGGUGAGGCAGAGGUGCUGCUCCCAUUUGAGUGGGGCAGGUGCUCCAAUGCCCAAAUUUCUGAGGCCCUGUUGGGUGGGAUGUGGGAGCAAGGGCAUGACCAGUUAGCACAGGAGUGCUGCAUAAAGGUCAAGGCCUUGCAGUCAGAGUAGGUCUUCAUGACCAACCACAACUGUUGGUCCAGCCGUGCCUACAAGACCAUGUUCUUUAUGCAGCAGCUGACCAAUAUUUUGAUACCUCAGGAUCCAGGCCACAACUGUGCAGUUGAUACCAGCAUGGGAAGCCUGCCCAAGCCCCCACUCCACCCUGACACCUCUGGUGACAUGUCACUAGAGAAGGGACCCUUGGGCAUGCAGCACCCCAACCUGCCCAGCUCCCCAGCUGCAGCCUCCACCAGCAGGUUGGGGAGCCCUGGCCAGCGCCUGCUUCACCAGUUGUGCAGCCCCAGAGCCAGCCAUGAGGAACGGCCAGCCAGGAUGUGGCUGGUGACCAGCAGCACCAGCUCCUCCCUGGGGGCGGGAGGCCCCCAGCCAGGUGCCCACACGCUGUGCCCCAUGUGCCAAGGACACCAGGCACAGCUGCAUGCCUUCACCAGCUGGGAGGACCACACUGAGCCACCAGCCAUGCCAGCCCUGGACAAGUGGUAAGCCCUGCACUAGGGAAGGGCUGUCCCCACCCCAGCCCCUGCCCCCAACUCCAGCCCCUGCCUCUGCCCCUGUCCCCCCCUUCCCUGCCUGGCCUACCCACUCCCCUGGCCCUGGGUUCCCCCCUACAGGAUACAAAGAGGUGGGACACAGUACAAAAAUGUAUUGAGCAGCCCGUGCCCCCACAGUUGGGCAGGCACAGAUGUCUCAUACCCCGAGGAACUCAUUGGUGCUGGCAGCAAUGUUUUUCUCAGCAGUGGGGGGCAGAGAUAUGUAGUGCUGCCACAGGUAGCCCUCCAGAGGGUGGCAGAGGUUGUGGGGCAGCCUGGACUUGCCCCUGUGCCAUCAUAGCUCAGGGUCCCAAAUCUGGAGUGCAGGUGUGCCUAAGGCACCAUGAGGAUCAGCAGUAUCAGGGUGUGGUGGAUCUGACAUCCCUCGGCCCACUCAAACAGUUCAUCAUGCACCGGCCGGGCCACGUGCAGUAGGGGCACGCUUGGGGCACAGUGGCAGCAUGGUGGGGGGCUGGCCUUGGGGCACCUCCCCAGAGAGGCCCCCAGAGAGGAGUGGGGGCAUGGCCAGUUCCUCAUCCCACUUGUCUGGGAACCCCAGGCCUCCCCCAGCCCGGGUGCCAUGGGCUGGGUGACAGCGCAGUACAGUGGUUGGCAUGCAGGGGGAGGAGGGGGAGUGGGAUCUGGACCCGUGGCAGGAGGUGUUGCCAGGAGCCUGGCCUGUCCUAGCCUGGGAACCUGGGCAGGGGAGGCAGGCUGCCUGUGGCCAGCACCCAGUGGCCUGCCAGCUCCAAGGGAGCACACAGGAACAGGGAAUUUGGCUGGCAGCCGCCUAGGCCCAGGCCUGCCCAGCCCAACUUACCAUCAUCCCUUGGCACGCAUGCCAUCAUCCCUGGGCACCCAUGCAUGGCCAGCCCCCUAUCUGAGACCAGGCAGUGCAAGGCUCCUGGUGCAGAGCAUCUCAUCUCUGAAAUGUUGCAAACUCACAAAAGGUUUCUGUCUCAUGACUCUGCAGGUCCAGCAUCUGGAUGCAGGGGAGAAGCCUCAGUGGUCAGUGGGGAUGCUGGCUCAGGGUCAGCGCUGCCCACCACUGGGACCUCCAGAUGCAUCAGCUGUGCUAGAGGUGCACACAGGACCAGAUCCUCUUCCUCCAGUAGCUGGUGGCAGUGGUAGAGGAGCAGGAGGAGAAUGCCCAGGCCUGGCAGGCAGAGGACUUGGCCCACCAGGAGAGGUGGUGGGCGGAGGUCAUUGCCCAGGAGGAGGCGUGGGACCGGACCCACCAGAAGUUCCAGGCUGAGUUCCUGGCCCUGGAGUGAAAGUGGAUCCAGGUCCUGUGAAAGAACACCAUUCUGGGCCAGGCAGUGCAGGCCACAGAUGAUGACUGUCAGGUGCUGGAUACCAUCUUGGGCCUGGCAGUCUCAUUUGCGCGCGCUGCUGCCUGACCCCCAUCCCUAACCCCAAAGGCCCCCUGACAGCCAUCUAGCACCCUUCAGCAGGCCCUGACCUGGGCCUGGGAGUAGAUCCUCCAUUGCCUCCAGCCCCUGCCCUGUGUCUGCCACCACCCAACCCCCCUGGCCUGCUGCUCACCCCGGCUCCAUGCAGGAGCAGCCAGCAACAUGGACACGACCACAUGCCAGCCUUGCUGGCCAUGGACAAGCCCCGGCAGAGGGGGAGUUGCCCAUGCCAGGGGACCAGUGACUACCAUCACCAUGGGGUUUGCCCCUUGCACACUCUGGCAUGCACCCCCACAAGGGAAAAGCCAGAGGCCAGGGUGCUGGGCACCUGUCCCCAGGCUCUGCCCCUAGGCACCCCCGCCCCCCCAUGCCCCCCCUCCCCUACUCCAGGACACCAAAAACCCACUUUGUAAAUAGCUUUCACUGGGAAGAGGGUUUUUUGUUGCUGGGGUGGGGGGAUGGUGGAGGAACCCUGUUGGGAAGGGAAGGGAA